AUGGCGGAAAAGGUUGUCGUGUUUGGAGGUGGGCCUGUGGGCUUGAUGGCCCUGAAAAAUCUUCGCGAGGAUGGUUUCGAUGCCAUUCUUCUAGAAAGACGCCCAUAUGUGGGUGGACUUUGGAAGCAGUCGUCCGACUCCACCAUCUCUGUCACCGAGCACACUAUGUUCAACACAAGCCGGUUUCGCGCUGGCAUCUCUGAUUUCCCACUUCCUCCAGAUACUCCCGACUAUCCUUCCGCAAAGGACCUCCAUCAGUACUUUGACCGGUAUUGCGACCACUUUGAGCUUUGGCCGCAUAUCAAGUUGGAGGCAGAGGUCGUAGGCUUGUACAGGGAAAGAGGUCGAUGGGCGGUGGAAGUGCAGUAUACCGAGGAGAAAAAGGUCGAAUAUUUUGACAAGGUCCUUUGCGCCACUGGAUCCAUGGUGAUACCCAAGCAGCCAAAGUUGGAAGGGGUCGAAAAGUUCGAAGGCUCGGUCAUCCAUGCCGUUGACUUUCCCCAACCGGCGGAACUCGAAUCACGUUACGGAGGGCAGAAUGUGCUGCUGAUAGGACUGUCGGCCACAGCUCAAGACGUCAUCACCGACUUGUCGGGCUAUGCGAAGAAGAUAUAUGUGACACAUAGGGCUGGAGUUCUGUUGACCCCUCGAUAUCUAGACAACGGCAGCACUUCAGACCAGACUCAAAGCUUAUCGUUUUUAUUCGUUCAAAUCUUCCUCAGCACGUACUUCCCAACUAUAUUCAACAUGAUCGCCAACUCGGUACUACUCAAAAUGCACAAGAAGAACUUCCCUGACAUUCCCGACUCCUGGAAUUUCCUUCCAGCUCCAUCAAUCGCCUCAUCACCCCCAUUGAUCGCCGACGCCUUCUACCGACACGUACAAAGUGGCUUUGCAGAAGCCGUCCCGGAACACAUACGCGUCACAGGCCCCAAGUCCAUCGAACUCAAAGGCGGCCGAGUUCUCAACGACAUCGACUCCAUCGUCUUCUGCACAGGCUACGACUUCGCCGUCCCUUGCAUGCCCGCCGAAUACAAUCCAUACAGCAAAGUCGGCGAGACACCUUACCUAUACCGCAACAUGUUCCCACUCCACGAAGACCCAGCCGUGCGCAAUUCACUGGCAUUCCUCGGCCAAGCCGCCACCGCUGUGCCUGGAUUCGCACAGUUCGAACUUGGUGGCAUGGCCGUCUCGCAGGUCUGGAAAGGGAAUUUCACUCUCCCACCGUUCGAGGAAAUGAAGGAUUGGCAUCGUCGACAACAGGCAUGGCGACAGGAUAUCAUCUCGAAGCAGGCGAUAAGAUCUCGGUUUCAUGUUGCGUUUAUGCCUCCUGUUCAUUUACAGUGGCUGGACAAGGCGGCUGGAACGGGUGUCUUUGAGCGGUUUGGUUGGUUCAAGUGGCGUGCCUGGCAGCUUUGGUGGAAGGAUCGCGAAUUGUAUAAAUUGUGUCUUUCGGGGGUUUUGACACCGGCGAUUUGGCGGCUUUUUGAUACAGGGAAGAGAAAGGCUUGGUCUGGUGCAAGGGCGCAGGUGGUGGAUGAUAAUUUGUUGGCGAAGAAGCGGAGGGAGGAGAAGGUUAAGGCUGAUAAUCUUCUACGUGCGAAGCCAAAGGCUGAUUGAUUUACGAAUGGGGGAAUGGAUGGAUAGAUGGAUAGGGGGUUUGUUUGGUACUUGGAGUUAGGGGGUGGUUUGCAUAUAUGAAACUCUGUUGAUGUUGUCCCAUAUGUGUAUAUACAUGUUGUAUCUAUUUU
Molecule: messenger RNA, 1751 nt
Organism: Exophiala mesophila
Lineage: Eukaryota; Fungi; Ascomycota; Eurotiomycetes; Chaetothyriales; Herpotrichiellaceae
Exons: 2
Coding region: 1-1620 (539 amino acids)
Molecular function (GO): N,N-dimethylaniline monooxygenase activity; flavin adenine dinucleotide binding; NADP binding
Source: RefSeq, a predicted model, not a curated record